Molecule: messenger RNA, 3531 nt
Organism: Rattus norvegicus (Norway rat)
Lineage: Eukaryota; Metazoa; Chordata; Mammalia; Rodentia; Muridae
Gene: Txnrd1
Product: thioredoxin reductase 1
Exons: 17
Biological process (GO): response to oxidative stress; cellular oxidant detoxification; cell redox homeostasis
Cellular component (GO): cytoplasm
Molecular function (GO): flavin adenine dinucleotide binding; oxidoreductase activity; thioredoxin-disulfide reductase (NADPH) activity
Source: RefSeq, marked reviewed
UGCGUCAGAAACUGCAUUAUCGACCCUUCUUGCUUUGGAUCUUCUGAAUUCCUGCGGUUUGGACAGCUCAGACAGAUCAAAUUGACUUGCGAUGAAGUGUGCUUCCGUCAGGCCUCGCAUCCACGCGGGAGGUGCGGGACGCCGACGCGGCGGGGCGAGAAGAGCCGGUGUUUUCAUCCUCCUUGCUCAUAGGGCGGCGGGGCCUUGCAGCGGCGCGGGCAAACGGAGAGGCCGCGGGAGGCGGCGAGCCGGCAGAAGGCGAGGGAGAGCGGAGGGCGGCCAUGGUCCAGCCCUGAAGCCAAACAAAAAAGGCCUACUUCGAAAGCUGUCAACAAUGAAUGACUCUAAAGAUGCCCCUAAGUCCUAUGACUUCGACCUGAUCAUCAUUGGAGGAGGCUCGGGAGGCCUGGCGGCAGCUAAGGAGGCAGCCAAAUUUGACAAGAAGGUGAUGGUCUUGGACUUCGUCACACCAACUCCUCUCGGAACGAGAUGGGGUCUCGGGGGAACGUGUGUGAACGUGGGCUGCAUACCUAAAAAACUGAUGCACCAGGCGGCUCUGUUAGGACAAGCUCUGAAAGACUCACGCAACUAUGGCUGGAAACUCGAGGACACAGUUAAGCAUGACUGGGAGAAAAUGACAGAAUCUGUGCAGAAUCAUAUCGGCUCGCUGAACUGGGGCUACCGAGUAGCUCUCCGGGAGAAGAAGGUUGUCUAUGAGAAUGCUUACGGGAAAUUCAUUGGUCCUCACAAAAUUAUGGCAACAAAUAACAAAGGUAAAGAAAAAGUUUACUCAGCAGAGCGGUUCCUCAUUGCCACCGGUGAAAGGCCGCGCUACCUGGGCAUCCCUGGAGACAAAGAGUACUGCAUCAGCAGUGACGAUCUUUUCUCCUUGCCUUACUGCCCGGGGAAGACCCUAGUGGUUGGCGCGUCCUAUGUCGCCUUGGAAUGUGCAGGAUUCCUGGCUGGUAUCGGCCUCGACGUCACUGUAAUGGUGCGGUCCAUUCUCCUUAGAGGAUUUGACCAGGACAUGGCCAACAAAAUUGGUGAACACAUGGAAGAGCAUGGUAUCAAGUUUAUCAGGCAGUUCGUGCCGACGAAAAUUGAACAGAUUGAAGCAGGGACACCAGGCCGACUCAAGGUGACCGCUAAGUCCACAAACAGUGAGGAGACCAUAGAAGACGAAUUUAACACAGUGUUGCUUGCAGUAGGAAGAGAUUCUUGUACAAGAACUAUUGGCUUAGAGACCGUGGGCGUGAAGAUCAAUGAAAAGACCGGGAAGAUACCUGUCACGGAUGAGGAGCAGACCAAUGUGCCUUACAUCUACGCCAUUGGUGACAUUCUGGAGGGGAAGCUGGAGCUGACCCCCGUGGCCAUCCAGGCGGGGAGAUUGCUGGCUCAGAGGCUGUAUGGCGGCUCCACUGUCAAAUGUGACUAUGACAAUGUCCCAACGACUGUGUUUACUCCUUUGGAGUAUGGCUGCUGUGGCCUCUCUGAAGAAAAAGCUGUAGAGAAAUUUGGGGAAGAAAAUAUUGAAGUUUACCACAGUUUCUUCUGGCCAUUGGAAUGGACAGUUCCAUCCCGGGAUAACAACAAAUGUUAUGCAAAAGUCGUCUGUAACCUUAAAGACAACGAACGUGUCGUGGGCUUCCACGUACUGGGUCCAAAUGCUGGAGAGGUGACGCAGGGCUUUGCAGCCGCACUCAAGUGCGGGCUGACCAAGCAGCAGCUGGACAGCACCAUUGGCAUCCACCCGGUCUGUGCAGAGAUAUUUACAACGCUGUCGGUGACUAAGCGUUCUGGGGGAGACAUCCUCCAGUCUGGCUGCUGAGGUUAAGCCCCAGUGUGGAUGCUGUUGCCAAGACUACAGACCAUUGCUUGCUUCCUUGUCCACACCCAGGUGAAGUUCAGGAAGGCUCUUGGGUUCUUGGCACCAAUUCAAGGUGCUAUCCUAAGGCCACCAGGUCCCUGGGAUCUUGUGGGUAGGAGGUGGCAGGUAGAAGAAGGCUGCAGCAUCGCACUGGGGUCACCAUGACGGACUCAGACUGACAUUCGGCAGAGCAUCACGGUGCGUCCAUGAAGUCACUAGCCUCAAGCCCAAGUGGUGGGCAGUGACAGAAAGCUGUCGAUCUGUUGGGUUCAACCUUUCCCUGUAGACUGUUUUAGUCUCGCCUUCAAGCUAUGUAAUGUCAAUUCUGUUUUUUCUUUUCUCCAUGGGGUUAAUGAUACUAGAGGUAGGGAAUGUUAGCAAUCAGUUUUUGUCAUGGCUGGACUAUCCACAGCACGGUCGUUACUGUGUGGAAGGGGGUCAGAUGGCUUAUGAGAGCCAAACCAGUUUAUCCUGAGAAAGACGAAUUACCCUGUGGCUAAAAUACACUGUUUUUACUAACCUGUGUAGCAUUGUCUCCUUUAAUAAGUUUAGGUCUUCUGUCCAAACUGAGAAAAACCAUGGUCACUUUGGCAAAUUUCCGGCAGUGUGUGUCCCUGCCGCUGCUUAGCAAGGGCGGCGGUGACUUGGCUAAUCUACUCAGACUCCAUUGCAUGGCUCUUGGGUAUCAUGGAGUAUUCCAGCAUAGAGCCUGACCAGCAGUAAAUGUCUCUCCUGGUACAGUUACUGUCUGCUGGUCUAAGUGCGCUGAGAUGGUUCUCAAUGGAGAAUGCUUAAUUUGCUUUUAACUUCUUGUUUUUGUGAGGUGGGUUUAGUUUUAAGCUUAUGUCCCAUAAGAACUCCAUUCACAGGCAAGCAGCUCUUUCCGCACACAGCAUAUGCAUCUUCUGAGGUAAUGGCUUUAUAAGGAAGCUGUUCAUAACAUAAGUUAUUAUUAUUAUUGAACACAGGUGGAUGUGAAGGAUUUUUUUUCAUUGAAAAACCAAAUGGUUUUUCUUUUUUCUGUUCAGUGAGCCCACAGAGACCCUGGCAGGACAGCAUUGCUGCCAGCAUUGCUGCUGGGGCUUUUCCAGUGUAGUUCUUGCUCCUAGGUCACGUGACAGUGAACACGAUGCCUGAGGACCGCGCAGACAGGUUUCCCACCGCACAGCCGCCAGGCGUCCCGCCAUGGUCUGGUAGCUCCUUUUCUUGUCCUCCCCUCUGCCCAUCUCCACCUGCAGUACUGAGUGGCGUUUCCCAGUACCCUUUGGGGCCACCUCAGGGAACGGGUUUGCCUGGUAUUCAGCCAGCGGCACCCACCCUGCCCCACGAGGCUCCCUCAGAUCCGCCCCACAUCCGUGUGUUGAAGAGGAGAAAAGACCAGGGAACCAAAGGAGUGGACUGUUGAGUUUUAUUUAUUUAUUUUUUGUUUUUUUUUCUCCUAAGUCUGCCAGUCUCUGAGAUCAGAACGACAGUGUAGGGUAGCCGCCUAAUCAUGUUGUGAUUCUAUUGGUGGGAUGAAAUGUUCCGCCCCCAUGGAAGGAGUACACUUCGUCGUUUAUGUUCUGUAAUCGCACAAUGUACUGUAACCCAAAUUCCAAUUCCAUGUAUUUUUAUUACAGUUUUUCUGGAAAAAAAAUGUGAACCAAUAAAAGGUGUUGAUCACA